Molecule: messenger RNA, 1203 nt
Organism: Anopheles marshallii
Lineage: Eukaryota; Metazoa; Arthropoda; Insecta; Diptera; Culicidae
Exons: 3
Biological process (GO): detection of chemical stimulus involved in sensory perception of smell; sensory perception of smell
Cellular component (GO): plasma membrane
Molecular function (GO): odorant binding; olfactory receptor activity
Source: RefSeq, a predicted model, not a curated record
AUGGUUAUUUUUGAGCGACUCAACGAUCCUUUGAAGAUAUUUGCACUUCCACUGAAAUUCUUCGAAAUGCUCGGCAUGAGUCAGUGUUCCUCCGGUCGUGUUCGACUUUUAGCCACCAACAGCUAUUUGCUGCUCGCGUUGUUUAUUCCGAAACUUUUCCUCGGGUACGACACCAUUCCCGAUUGCUUCCGUAGCAUAGCGGAAGGCAUGUUUUCACUAAACACCUGUAUUACGCUGUUUUGUCUACCCUUCAAAAUGCACCAUCUGGAGAUGUUACUUCGAGAUCUCAAACUUUUCACGAACAUAGUGAGCGUUACGGACGAGUACAAACAAAUUCUGAUCAAACUCAACACGACCAUCCAUAAAUACACUAAGUAUUACUUUCUUUUUACGAUUGGUAUCAUAAUUGCUAUGUUCAUUCCUGCCACAGCCGGUGUUCUUUACAUUUACAUCUCGCAAACGCCCGGUCAAUUGGUUUAUUUCCCGCUCAUGAUGGAGCAUCGUCUCUACGUAUUGGAUCCGCACUAUAAUCUUCUACAUUGGUUCUUGCAUCAUAUGUUUCUGCUGCCGGCCCUCUUCAUUCUGCUGGUCAUAUACACUGGCAAAGCUGGCUUAUUAUUCGGUUCGAUUUGCUUCUGCACCACACUGUUUAAUAUCCUGGCCCUGAAGAUCAGUGGAUUACGAUUGCUCAUCUCCUCUGAGCAGUAUACAGCCGAGCUGAAAGAAAUCAUAUUACUACAUCAGUUAGCCAUCAGGUGUGCGAAGCUGUUGCGGAAAAUACUUAUGGACAUAUUGCUCGCACAGUUUACCGGCUGCGUGUUGAUUUGGUGUUUCUUUUUGUACUCCGUAAUGAUACUAGGAAUUACUCCGGAAGGUAUUACGAUGGCCGUUAUGAUUUUUUCCUUCUCGUCUGAAACCUUCCUCUUCUGUGUGUUUGGUAAUGAAUUAACCAUUAAGGUAUGGCUAAAGUUCAAUCGAGUGAUGGCUGUAUGCUAUACUAACACUACCAUUUUGCUACCUUAAUAGGGUGAACAAAUCAGUACUGCUAUGUAUGCAACCGAAUGGUACGAACAGCCCGUAAAGAUACAGAAGCUUAUCAUACCUAUCAUGCAGCAAUCCCAGCAAAGAAUUGGCAUAAGUGCGGCCAAAUUCUACUACAUCGAUAUCAACAGAUACGGUCAAGUAUGUACCAUCAAAAUAUAA